GAAUUCUAAACCAACAUUAGUUGGCGAAGCAGUUUCAGUCACGGUUAGGGAAGUAAAGGGAUAUACAAUAUUCCUCAUGUACUUACAACAGAAUAAAUUAUUUCAAAGUAAAAUGGGCGUGUUGGAGUUGAAUGGAGUUGAUAGCAAGAAAGUGUUAGCUACCCUUGACGAGCCAUGUUCGGGAGUUCCAAGGAAAAGACGACGUCUGGACGACUUGACGGCCGAGGAAAGAGUCCUUCGGAGGAAAUUAAAAAACCGGGUAGCGGCACAGACAGCACGAGACAGAAAGAAAGCUAGAAUGUCAGAAUUAGAAUGCAUUGUUACACAAAUAGAAAGAGAGAAUCAUUUAUUAAAAACAAGCAAUGAAGAACUUCGUGCAAGGCUACAAAUGGUUUCAGAGGAAAAUAUAAAAUUAAAAGAUAGGUUUGGAUUAUCACCACACUCAACAUCAUCAGACCACGAAUACGCAGCUCCAUGUCCAUUACCACAAUCAGCAAAAUCGUCAUCAAAAGAAAGAAUAGAUGUCACAGACAUAAUCAGUGAUACAGAUCAAAUUGUGAUCAAGACUGAAGAAGGGUUACCUGAAUAUGCAUCAUUCAGAAAUGUUUCUCUGCAGCAGAAAUUUCAGAUUCUUCUUCUGUCUUUGAUUUGGUUGCACAGUUUGAGUCUGAAGACAUCAACAUCAUUGGACAAGCCAGCAAAGAAACUGAGGUGGAUGAGGUCCUUAGUGCAAUUCCUUUCAAAGUUGAAGAAUGUGACAGCGAUAUUGAGGAUGCUCUGUCAUCUGUCUCUGGGAGCUCCCCAAGCUCCCCAGACUCGGGUAUUGAUGGGGACACCCUUGAAGACAUCUGCCUCUUUGGAGAUGUUCCAAGCUUGGUGGGCAACUCGUCCAUUGAUGAAAUUCUCAUAAAUGAAGGAGACGUGAAGAGCAUUGCGGCAACCUUAGAUCCUCAAAUUGAUGAUGCUGUUGUUGAUGACAUGAUGUGGGAAGAUCCCUUUAUGGAGUUGUUUCCAUCUUUGAUGGCAGUCUAAAAAUUCUUACAUUCAUAGAAGUAGACAAUUGACAACUGCAGCUGUUGAAGUUACUUCUUCAGUAUUUUCAGUCAAGCUCUUGCCUGCAUUGUUGCUGCUUUUAUGUUGUUUCUGUGACUCGAUAACUAAUUUGUAUUGCCAGUAGCAAAUGAUAUCUCACAGUGAAUAGGAAAAAAUGCCAGCAAGCAGUUAAGGGACCAACACAAGUCAAUAGAAUAACUUAAGAUUGUAAAUUGUACAUAGAUAAAAUUCAUUGUACUGUUAUUUUAUGCCUAUUCAUUUAUCAGUAUUGUUCAAAUUUUAAUUAAUGGGCUGGAUUUUAGACAAGACACCAUUAGUUAACUGUCAGCAAAAAAAUGUGAAAUCAUUUAUCUACAAUUAUUUUUUAUGCAAUUCUUUUAAAAUUUACAAUAUUUGCUAUAUUGUAGGCACUUGUUGAUUUGAAGGAAUUAGCCAAAUUAUAGGAACUUUUGUCUUUUAUUUUUAAAGACAUUGACAUGUGAUGGUGUCUAAAUUUAGGGCACACCUUUGAUUUGAAUGUUAACUUAGAGUUGAUGUAGAUUGAAAUUUGUGUUCUUAAUAUCAUGUAUCAGCACUUCACACCAAUUGGGGGAUCUAAAGAACAAUGAAAAAGUUAAAAGGUG
Rhopilema esculentum is the source of this 1676-nucleotide messenger RNA. RefSeq lists its product as uncharacterized. Gene Ontology annotation, molecular function: DNA-binding transcription factor activity, RNA polymerase II-specific; RNA polymerase II transcription regulatory region sequence-specific DNA binding. Gene Ontology annotation, biological process: regulation of DNA-templated transcription. Gene Ontology annotation, cellular component: nucleus. The record is from RefSeq and is a predicted model, not a curated record. Lineage: Eukaryota; Metazoa; Cnidaria; Scyphozoa; Rhizostomeae; Rhizostomatidae.